This is a messenger RNA of Drosophila nasuta, 1565 nucleotides long. RefSeq names its product diuretic hormone class 2 (gene Dh31). Gene Ontology annotation, molecular function: diuretic hormone activity; G protein-coupled receptor binding. Bases 213 to 566 code for a protein of 117 amino acids. The record is from RefSeq and is a predicted model, not a curated record. The transcript has 5 exons. Gene Ontology annotation, biological process: body fluid secretion. Lineage: Eukaryota; Metazoa; Arthropoda; Insecta; Diptera; Drosophilidae.
UCCAUUGCGGUGCAGUUAGCUGCGGAUAGAACCCGAGACUCAGCUCUAGAUUCAGUAGAAUCCAUAAGUGGCAACAUCAGCGACGUGCAGUUUUGAAAAUAUUCACCAACUGAAUAUCGUCUAUUUUGACACACAAAUCUUUAAGUGACAUUCCUAUAAUUAUAUUCAAGUUUUUGUGCAUUCCUUAAACAAGGCAAAUAAAUAGCAGCGCAAUGAUGACAAACAAAUUCGCUUUUGGCGCCUUGGCUCUUCUAACCAUUUGUUUGCUGGCCAUCUCAAGGACCGAUGCGGCACCAAUGCCCAGGUACCAAAGCUCGAAUGGCGGCUACGGCGGCUAUAACGAGCUCGAGGAAGUGCCCGAUGAACUUUUAAUGGAGUUGAUGACACGCUUUGGCCGCACCAUAAUACGAGCACGCAACGACCUGGAGAACUCGAAGCGCACCGUGGACUUUGGACUGGCGCGUGGUUAUUCUGGCACUCAGGAGGCGAAACAUCGCAUGGGACUCGCUGCAGCCAAUUUUCCCGGCGGACCGGGACGAAGGCGGCGUUCGGAAACCGAUGCUUAAAUAUCUUAAAACAUCUCUCGAUCACGAUAAUGUCGAAAACUAAAUGCGAAAAUCUAUUAAGAAAAUUACACAACAACAACAACAAACGUUUUUACAAAUUUUGCGGAUCUUAAAUUUGAGUUUUAUUUUUCGAAAUAUGAUUUUUCAAUAUUUCAGCGCUAAUUUCGAUUCAUUGUAUAUACAUAUAUAUAUUUAUAUUGAAGUUAUUUCAAUCUACUAUAUUUGCAAAUUAAACAACACUCGCAUGUUUGCUAAAAACACAAAAGAAAUAUAUUAAAGGAAAUUUUCACGGAAUAAAAAGACAAAAAUAAAAAUGUUAAACUGUUGCUCCAAAGUUAUAAAAUGUUUAUGCAUCCUUUAACAAUCAACAAUAAUAUAUAUAUAUAUAAUAUAUAAGAGUACCACGAUCAUGAUCCCCUCUCGCUCUCUCGCUCGUCUUAAUGUUUGAAACAAAUCAAAAAAGAAUAAAACAAAAUACGAAACCAAUUGAAUUGCAUUGAUAUGAAUUCGAAUUAAUCAAAAAUAACGCGUAAUAUUUAAGCACAAGUACAAUUCUAUACCAAAUAUUCAAGUGUAAUUAAAAACUCGCGCAAAAAAUCUUUAAAUAGGUAUGCCUUGGUCUAACACACACACACACACACACAUACAUACACACUCACACUUACACCAACACAUACAAACACAAAUACACUACACGCAAAUCUUUCGUUUACUCUUCGCUUUAUUUGUUUUUGGCUUUUUUAUUUGCUAUUUCUAUUCGGAACUUUGGAAAUACGCGACUUCUCUUAGGCUUACUAUCUACUAAACUACACUAACUUUGAGUUAGUUUUCGAAAUAUUUCUUGUAAAUAUAUAUAUUUGAUUUGUGUAACACGAAUAUAUCAAAAAUAUCGGAGAACGUACAUGCAUACAUAUUAUAUACCAUACAUAUAUGGAUUAAUGUGUCUAUUGAAAAUCAAUAUCGUAACGAACAAUGAUUAAAUAAAUUUACAUUUAGAGA